Messenger RNA from Lolium perenne, 1608 nucleotides. Its product is annotated as BTB/POZ and MATH domain-containing protein 1-like. The record is from RefSeq and is a predicted model, not a curated record. Gene Ontology annotation, molecular function: protein binding. Gene Ontology annotation, biological process: protein ubiquitination. Lineage: Eukaryota; Viridiplantae; Streptophyta; Magnoliopsida; Poales; Poaceae.
UCGAUCCCUUCAUAAACAAAAUCGGAGUCUCGGAGAUUUGUAUAACCUUGUAUAGGCGCAGCAAAACAGCAAUUCCUUGUCUCAAAGAUCGAUGUGCUAGAACACGUCACGGUGAUCGAUCUUUGGCGACGAGACAGAUUUCCCCCCGGGAUCGAGUAAGUUUGCCAUGUCAUCGUCGUUCGCCGCUGGCGAGCCGUCGAUGUCCGCCUCCACCAUCGUCGCCGACACGGCGAGAGGCUGCCACAUCCUGAAAAUCGAGGGCUAUUCGAGCACCAAGGUGAACCCCAAUGGCGAGGCCAUCAAAUCCGGCCAGUUCACCGUGGGCGGCCAUCGCUGGCGCAUCACGUACUACCCCAACGGCCGUACCCCCGACUCGGCGGACUACAUAUCCCUUUACCUGGAACUCGACGAGAAGGACACCAAGUGCGUCAAGGCAAAGUUCCAGAUGCGUUUCGCCAGCCUCGUUACCAGGCAGCCGUCGCUGAAAUCGGCUGCUGCGCACACCAUGACGACAGACAACGGGCGUGGAUACCCGAAGUUCGUCAAGAGGGAGGACCUGGAGAAAUCGGAGCACCUCAAGGACGACGCCUUCACGGUCAGGUGCGACAUCGUCGUCUUCAACGACUUCCGCACCGAGGCGACGCCCGUCGCCAACCAGUUCGUCACCGUGCCGCAGUCCGACCUGAAGCAGCACCUCGGUGACCUCCUCAAGGGCGAGAAGGGCGCGGACGUCGUGUUCAGCGUCGGCGGCGAGACCUUCGCCGCGCACCGGUGCGUGCUCGCUGCCCGGUCCCCGGUCUUCAGCGCGAAGCUUCUCGGCGCGAUGAAGGAGGGUGGCAACGGUAGCGUCGUCUGCGUAGACGACAUGGAGGCGCAGGUGUUCAAGGCGCUGCUCUGCUUCGUGUACACGGACUCCUUGCCGGAGACGGAGGAGGAAGAUGAAGGCGCUGCCAUGUUACAGCAUCUACUUGUUGCAGCCGAUAGGUACAACCUUGAGAGGCUGAAGCUGAUUUGCCAAGAAAAGCUUUGCAGCCAUAUUGAUGUGCGCACGGUGGCCACCAUUCUUGUGCUGGCCGAGCAGCACCGCUGCGACGGGCUGAAGAGAGCAUGCUUCGCUUUUCUCAGCUCCCCGGUGCAUCUCAUGGCAGUCAUGAUCACCACCGGUUUCGUGCAUCUAAGAAUUAGCUGCCCCGCCGUUGCAAUGGAGCUCGUUGCUAGAUGCUUGGCACCUUUGGGGACCUCCGCUGCACUUCGUAUGACAGCACCCAACGGGACCAAGCGGGCUCGGGUUGAUGAAACAGGGGAACUGGUAUGGCCUGCUUCUUAGUUGCGCGCGGCUAACAAGGUCUGCCAAUGUUCCUUGGGUCGCUAGGUUACGGGAAUUCUAAAGUUUCGUCAAAACAAGUCACGAAUCGCAUCCGCAUUUGAACUCUCUACUACCUAGGUAGCUACCUUAGUAUAUGACUGAAUUUCUCCUAGCAAGGUGGGAAGUAUCUGCAUUUUGCCUCUGUCUUGAACUGUUGAUAGAUCAUGUCAUUGUGAUCGAGUAACGCUGGUACGAUUGGGAGUUGAUUGCCACUCUAUUACAAGUAGUUCAAAGAUCGUGCG